AGCAGGAGGCAGUAAAGCUCAACAAAGACAAACUCGAACGCAUUCGAGGCAAAGCACCGGAUGUGUUUAUCCUAAAUCUGACAACAAACACAGCCGUUUAAAGUGACUGUUUUAUUAAUUCUCAAUUUUCCAUAACAUAGCAAAGGCUACAAAUUAAUAUCUACAGCAGCAGCAGCUCAGCAUCAUGUCUGCAGAUCUGGAUCUGUCUCCUCCAGAGGUUCCCGAACCCACUCUCUUCGAGAGUCUCUUGCGUUAUGGAUUAUUUCUAGGGGCCAUUUUUCAACUCAUCUGCAUUUUAGCUAUAAUUAUACCCACAUCCAAGAGCCACGAACAGGUGGAGCCGUCAGAGCCGGUGGACACUCGCAGCUCUGAGCAGAACCGAAAGCCAAAGGGACCCGUUCAACAAAUCCGACAGAAGCUGAAAAAGGAGAGCAAGAAGAAGAGAUAGUGUGUGUGUGUGUACUGACUGACAGUGAAUGUGAACGAGAAGGAAACACUAAAGGUGCAGCAGGAACCUUGUGUAAAGAUUCAGCUGUGGAUUUGCUAUUGAUUUAGAGGAUGUGCCUCAAACGAGAUAUUGUUCAGUUCAGCCAUUAUAACAUCUGAUGUUGCCACAUGCUUCAAAACAGUGUUAUGUUGCACAUUAUACAUGUAUCUGUGUUUUUGAAUAAUCUUUAGUGUUAUUUUUAUGGCUUUUUUAAGUAGCUUCAUCUGAAUAAACUGAUGGCUGUC
Messenger RNA from Ctenopharyngodon idella (grass carp), 732 nucleotides. It is a transcript of the gene manbal, whose product is annotated as mannosidase beta like. The coding region runs from base 185 to 448 and encodes 87 amino acids. Lineage: Eukaryota; Metazoa; Chordata; Actinopteri; Cypriniformes; Xenocyprididae. Gene Ontology annotation, cellular component: membrane. The transcript is spliced from 3 exons. The record is from RefSeq and is a predicted model, not a curated record.